Encephalitozoon romaleae SJ-2008 is the source of this 894-nucleotide messenger RNA. RefSeq names its product ubiquitin carboxyl terminal hydrolase. The record is from RefSeq and is a predicted model, not a curated record. The transcript has a single exon. Bases 1 to 894 code for a protein of 297 amino acids. NCBI's taxonomy places the organism in Eukaryota, Fungi, Microsporidia, Unikaryonidae. Gene Ontology annotation, biological process: protein deubiquitination. Gene Ontology annotation, molecular function: cysteine-type endopeptidase activity; cysteine-type deubiquitinase activity. Gene Ontology annotation, cellular component: cytosol; nucleus.
AUGGUAGUACAGGAGAAAAAAUCUAAUCUCCCUCCAAAAGGAUUAAAGAAUAAGGGAAAUACUUGUUUCUUCAAUUCUGCAAUGCAAUGUAUUUUGUCCAUUAGUGAGCUUAAUGCCUUCUAUCGAGAUACCCUCUUGCCAAAGGAGAAGGUGAUAUCUAAUGCACUCAAGCAAUUUAUAUCUGGGUAUGAAAAUUCACCACAGUCCUAUGACCCAAGGAACCUUAUUAGUGUCCUCAGCACAAAGAUGAAGCUAUUCAACGGGAUGCAGCAGGACUCCCACGAGUUCCUUAUUCAGUUUAUCGACUUGCUGUAUACAGAGUUUGAUUGGAAUAAAGACAUGUUUACAUCAAUGGAUGAAUUUGAGGAAGCUCGAAGGAAAAAUCUGAUUGCAAAGACCUUACUUUCAAUGGAUAGGCAGGUAUUAAUAUGUGAGAGAUGUAAACACUCUUCUACAACAAUUGUUAUAAACAGCACAAUUCUUAUUGAGCCUUAUACAUCUGUUCAGGAAGGAAUAGAUCGAUAUUAUGAGGAGGUGAUACUUGAAAAAGAGAAUGGCUGGAAGUGUGAUAGAUGCGGAAAAGGUAUGGGCGCCAUAAAGAGGAUGGAAAAUCUUAUACAUCCAGAAGUUCUGACAGUCCAUAUAUCAAGAUUCCAUCCACGAGGAUCGAAGGAUACAGCAAGUGUUGACGUCAACACCACCUUAUUCUUUAACAAUAGAAAGUAUAAUCUCUUUGGCGUUGUCUGCCAUACUGGAACCCUGAGUGGAGGGCAUUACUUUGCAGAGGCCAAAAGAUCGGGGACAUGGAAUGUGUACAAUGAUGAGCAGGUGACAAAAGGUUUCCAAACCUACAGCGGAUCGCAUCCUUACUUGGCUUUCUACACCAUUUGGUAG